Rubroshorea leprosula is the source of this 532-nucleotide messenger RNA. NCBI's taxonomy places the organism in Eukaryota, Viridiplantae, Streptophyta, Magnoliopsida, Malvales, Dipterocarpaceae. The record is from the annotation of a GenBank genome assembly.
UUCUACAACCCGAAAUCUCUUGCUACCUUUGUGUACUGAAUACUCCGUUUUUCUUGGAAAUGGAAGCGACUCAGAAGCAGAAAGGGACUAUUAAGAGCAAAUUGGCGAAAUCCUUCGGUCUAGGGACCAACCGAACUUGUCAGCCGCAUUGCAGCAGCAAAGUGAGAUCCGGCCCGUCGUCCCCGCCACUGAUGAACCAGAAUGGUUCGAACCAUUGGUCGCUGAAGAGGAUGUCGUAUGCUAGCUCUACGCCAGCUGCUACUGCCACUCUCUCCCACCCAAAUGGGUUCGUAAAUGCUGCUAGUAAAGGCUACACGAACCCAGCUUGGGGCGGAUAUGGAGGUGAUGAGAACGUGGACGUGAAGGCGGAGAGCUACAUUUCGCAUGUUCGAGAGCGUUUCAAGGAGGGAGUUGAUUCCACUAGUGCCAAGUACCAGGAAAUGCUUUAGAUGGUCGUUUAGAGCCAAGAGAUUUGCAGAACCACUACCCAUUGGGGCAUGGUUAUUUCUUAUAAUAAUUUGUUAAGAUUAUA